Messenger RNA from Toxorhynchites rutilus septentrionalis, 29538 nucleotides. Its product is annotated as cGMP-specific 3',5'-cyclic phosphodiesterase. The record is from RefSeq and is a predicted model, not a curated record. Gene Ontology annotation, molecular function: protein binding; 3',5'-cyclic-nucleotide phosphodiesterase activity. The transcript is spliced from 15 exons. Lineage: Eukaryota; Metazoa; Arthropoda; Insecta; Diptera; Culicidae. Gene Ontology annotation, biological process: signal transduction. Bases 3692 to 7228 code for a protein of 1178 amino acids.
GACAGUACGACGACAACCGUUCAUUAUUGAUAUAUGACCUUUGUAACAGCUUCAAUAUGAUCCUUUUGAGCACUGGUGAAACAACGCGUGUACCGAAACCUCUUACUAGCCCAAGUGCUCUUGACUGUUCGCUUUGCUCGAAUUCACUAUCAUUAGACUGCAAGUAGAAUGUAAUCCAGGAUCCCAACGGUAGUGAUCACUUGCCAAUCCUAAUUUCCAUCACCACUGGGUCGAAUUCUUCAAAAUCUAUAAACAUGGCAUAUGACCUCACAACACAUUUUUUUUUUUAUUCAAAUCGUUUAUUUUUACAGGCUCAGUUACAUAAGUUUAAAGGAGCCGAACUUCUUACUGUAUUGUUACUAGUAUAUAUACAUUUUUCCUUAAUUCUAAUGUUAAUAAUAUAGGAAACCGAUUACUCGCGGUCGACUCGAGUUUAGAAGGGUGACAUAUUUUCUUCAGGAAAAGGAGGGGAUAUGAGGAUAUGUUGACAAUGAUCUCACUCACACUCUCAAUCACACUCAUCACACUCAAUUCUUAAACCUAUCUUAUAUCUAAUAUGUAUUUACAUUUCAUCUUAUUCUUAAGAAGGGAUCCGAUCUCUCACAAAGGAAAAGGAAAAGGAAAAACUAAGGGUAUAAGGACAAUCACACACGAAGAUCGAUAGCUUCAAGGAAUACAUAUAUUUGGGACAUGUAAUCAAGGUCUAACCGAGCCAACACGUCUCUCACCGGCAGCAUGGGCUGCCUUCCUCGGGCCCGAAGGGUGUCUUCUAAAUUCGAUCUGGCGACAAGGUACAGCUCGCACGACCAAACAACGUGCUCGAUCACGUGAUAACCUUGGCCACAAACACAAAGAUUGUUGUCGGCAAGAUAAAUACGAAAGAGUAGCGCAUCUAACGAACAGUGAUUGGACAUGAGUCGGGAGAAGGUGCGAAUAAAGUCCCGACUCAAGUCCAGACUUUUGAACCAUGGUUUGAGGCUAACCUUAGGGAUAAUCGAGUAGAGCCACCGGCCCAAUUCAUCUUCGUUCCAUUUGCGUUACCAGUUAACUAUGGUAUUUUUGCGGACUAAAGAAUAAAAUUCAUUGAAGGCGAUUUGACGCUGAUAAAUAUCGCCUUCAAUUGCACCUACCUUUGCUAAUGAGUCAGUCCUCUCAUUACCCGGAAUUGAGCAAUGUGAAGGGACCCAGACAAAGGUAAUAACAUAACAGCGUCUGGAUAAAGCACUCAAAAUUUCUCGUAUUCUCUCAAGGAAGUACGGCGAGUGCUUUUCCGGCCUCACUGAACGGAUAGCUUCGACAGAGCUAAGACUAAAUAUCCGUUACAAUGUAAGGCUAGGCGCAAAUUGAGAAGCGUAUAGCGCUCGUAAGCGAACACGAGACUAUCAACACGACUCAUACGUGACACAAACGUAGCGUGGUGGAGCGCAUAUUGAGUCUCAGUUUGGUGUAAACAACGUGCCACUCGCAUAAAAUGUCUGAUUCACACAGAGUUGUGUGAUAUAUUUAUUUACUAACACAACCUUCCGACCGGUACAACCAUACAGUAUCAGACUCACGGCGCUAUAUGAUUGUUCGCCAACACAACCACCACAACCGGAAUCAGCAGCACGAGAAACUGUGGCUCAGCCACAGCGUCGAGCGAGUCGUGUCUCACGAGCGCUCCACCAUCUCGCGACGUCUGGCCAACUUGCACCGUUCCAUCUGUUUUCAUUAGCCACAAAGACAGGCGCUAUAUCGCGCUAAGUUACGCGCGCUAUACGCGUCUCAAUUUGCGCCUAGCCUAAUAGUGAUCAACAGGUCGUGAGGCGACGCUGUCCAGCACCCAGUAUAUCGCUGCUAUUGGAAGAUCACGGUUGGGAAUUGGAAGAUCAUGGUUGGGAAUAUACGAAGAACCCAGCAAACAUUAAAUCGUAUAACUUUGCACAUGAUAAGUCACAUAUAAUUUCGUAUCAAAUCACAAUCGCAUAAAAUAUCAAUCAAAAUAUCGAUCAUAUAUAUCUAAAAUCGCAUAAAAUGCAAAAACACGAUUUUCCAUGUCAUCGAUGGAUUGAGUGGUAACGUUGUCGUAUCAAAUCGCAUAUCAGUCCAAAAAGCAUCACAUAUCGUUAUAUACGGCUUUAUAUGCGUACAAAAUAUGGCAUAUACGUAUAUCGCCUCCACUUUUGUGUGUAUAUGCUAGUUAUCUGCAUCAUAUAUCAUACAAAUGUGUCUUGGUUGUAUGUAUAUCGCCUCCAAUUAUAGCUAUUCAUACGACUUAAUGUUUGCUGGGAAGGAUCAACCUGCAUGAGGAUGAAUUCAUGAUAUGGACUCAUGAACCCAGAUUGAAAAGCUCGAUCAGCUGUUCAAAAUUUCCGAUCACCAAAAACAAGACACAUUGACUGGAAAGAAUAUGCGGACGCAAUUGCUCUAACCAUCAAUUUCAGAGAUGGUUUACCUCCACUGGAGGAGUAUAACUUCCUUUCGCGUUUGAUCUAUGACAGCGCAGUUUGCGCUCAAACGAAACCCAUCCCAGGUUCCACCAUUCGUCGAAGGCCUCUCAAUCCAUAGGUGGAUAGCCAGUAUUCCAAGCUUUAAGUAGAAAAAUCGAAUGCAUUCAAAGCUUUUCGGAAACGUGGAAUCGUUGAGAAUUUUCAAACGUAUUUAGCCCUUGAAAAUCAAUUUAAAAACAAAGGGGAAAAACGUGCUUAUUGGGGAAAUUUCCUGGGAGGUUUGUCACGAGAAACGUCAAUGAAAAAGUAAUGGAAAGUGGCUCGAAACAUGAGAAACAAAUGAAAGCGAGGAAUAUUCACAUUUUAAUUUUGCACGGAAGGUUUGUUCCGAUUCCGUUCCCGUGCAAACAAUUGUUCGAGACAUGCCGAUCUUGAUUUAGAGAUUUCGAUGGUAGAAUUCCUUUCUCCUGUCCUUUCUUGUAUCGAUUCUGCUCCAGGAUCGGAUAGAAUUAAAUUCAACUUGCUGAAAAACCUGAAAUGUGGCGAAACAUCGCUUGUUGAAUUUAGUUUCUGGAACAUAAUAUUUUUCCAGAUGAUUGGAGACAAGUUCGAGUUUUUUUUUCAAGUUCGAGUUAUAGUUAUUCAAAAACCCGGAAAGUCCGCGUCCGAUUUCAAUUCGCACCGCCCAAUAGCAAGGCUGACUUGUAUUCGGAAAGUGUUAGAAAAAUUAUCUUGUUUCGCCUUGUUCGAUGGAUAGAAACAAAUGGCCUAUUCUCAGAUACACAAUAUGGGUUCCGCAGGGGUAAGGGGACGAAUGAAAUGUCUUGAGUUGCUUUCUUCAGAAAUUCAAAUUGCUAACGCCCAAAAAAAGGCAAAUGGCUUCAGUAUUUUUGGAUAUAAAGAUUCUGCUUCAAUAGAGGAUUUGGCAGACAAAUCAUACUCUCGGGGUUUAUUUACCACCUCUAUUGAAUAACAUGUUGUGUAACUUGCUUUGCGAGAAACAUUUGAAUUUCGGGUAUUUGUUGCAUUUGGGUAAAUGUGCUUCGGGUAAUUGACACAAAAAAGAAUUGGCAUAUAGGUAUCUCGACGUUUUCAAUUCUUAUCCUUUCUGAAUCUAUAGUUAUUGUGAUUUCUUUAUGCAGUUUUACAAGCUUCUCAAGUUAUUACCGAAACUUUAUUGGAGUUUCUAUUUGAUAUGUUUCUCUCUUCCGCCCUAAGAGCGUAAAACUCUUAUCGUUGCAACGAUAACAAACAAAACUGAAAUGUAUGGAUGUACUGAUUGUUGUUGUGGCACUUGCAUAAAAUUCUAUGUUAGCCACUAUUGGAACUCGCACGGAAAUCUCACAAUCGUACUGUCAACACAUUGUCCGUUUUGUCAGGAGGCGACAGUCGGCGACAAUAACCCAACCGGCAGCAAUAACAACUAUUGUGCAAUACCGAAGCUUUCCUCGGAAUGUGAAAAUGGUGAAGCAAGUGAAGUUAAUUACAGCUUAGUUAGAAGCAAUUCGAGACCGUCAACCGGGGCUAGCUACGGAGGCGCUCCUGGUGGUGGUGGCAGCGACGACAUCAGAUUGCUGUCCCCCAACAAUUCCCGCUCCAGCAUGUCCCAAUCGCCGGCCCAUCUAACACCGGUUCGUCAGAAGGCGGACUCGCUCUGCUCCCAGGAGGAGCUGGAUGAAAUUAGCGUCUACUUCGACGAGCACUCGGCAUCGAUCGAGCGUUGGCUGCGGGAGCGAGCCCCGACCGAAUUCAUCGCCAGGCUGCAGUCAAUUAGCACCGAUGUGGUCGCCAAGUCACCCCGAUUGCCGCAUCGGGCUUCCGUUACGUCCGAUUUGUUCCAGCAGUGGCUUGUUUCGUCGCCGAUAAAGAAAUGCAUUUCACCCACCUCCCGCGGUUCCAUCUCGAACCGCAGCCACCUUGCCGAAAUGGAUGAGGGCGAGCUGUUCAUGGAACUGAUUCGGGAUGUGGCCAACGAGCUGGACAUCGACGUCCUGUGCCACAAGAUUCUAGUCAACGUUAGCCUGCUGACCCAUGCGGAUCGCGGCUCUCUUUUCCUAGUCAAAGGACCCCCGAACGGGAAAUAUCUGGUGGCGAAAUUAUUCGACGUCACACAAAAUACGCCUCUCGACGAGGCGGUUCGACGGGCCAAACAGGAUGAGCUCAUCAUACCCUUCGGCGUUGGCAUUGCGGGAACCGUUGCUCAAACGAACGAAACCAUCAACAUCAAAGAGGCCUACAAGGAUCCACGCUUCAACAGCGAGAUAGACCAGAAAACGGGCUACAAAACGAACAUCAUUCUGUCGAUGCCGAUUUGCAACUACGAGGGACAGGUUAUUGGUGUGGCUCAGAUUAUCAACAAAACUAACGGAUCGCCCGAGUUUACCGAGCGGGACGUGGAAAUUUUCCGCCGAUAUUUGACUUUCUGUGGUAUUGGCAUCCAGAAUGCACAGCUUUUCGAAAUGUCCGUCCAGGAGUAUCGGCGGAAUCAGAUACUGCUGAACCUGGCGAGAAAUAUUUUCGCCGAACAAAACAACCUCGAAUGCCUGGUAACCAAAAUCAUGACCGAAGCGCGUGAGCUGCUCAAGUGCGAACGAUGUGCCGUGUUCCUGCUGGAUCUGGACUGUGGCGAAGCGAGUGCAUGCUUAGACCUGGAACAUUAUCAGUAUAGAUUCAAGAACCAUCUGGAGCGGAUGUUGGACCGACCGGAGAAGACACAUCAGACGCUAUCGCGCCGCACGAGCCACAGUGUUGACGUGGAGGACGUGGUGGAGCAGAAAUCCUCCGCUUCCCGCUUCACAAUGAUUUUUGAGCUGGGAAGCAACAACCCGUCGGCGGCGAAUAUUUCACGCCCAUCGGUGAAUGAUCUGAACAGCUCCACGUUGGCCCAAAUAGCCGAGUAUGUGGCCAGCACUGGCGACACGCUGAACAUCCACGACGUCAACGAAUGGCUCAAGGACAAACCAAUUUAUCAUCCACAGCAACAGCAACAGCAGGCAGGCAACGAUGGCCAGCAGGGCUCUUCCGGCAACCCGGACGAUCUCAGCGCCAAAUCCAUCCUCUGCAUGCCGAUCAUCAAUGGACAGAAGACUGUGAUUGGAGUCGCUCAAUUAAUCAAUAAGGAAAAUGAUCUACAAUUUACAAGCUGUGAUAUUUCGAUCUUCGAGGCGUUUGCGAUCUUCUGCGGGCUGGGUAUCCACAACACGCAGAUGUACGAGAGCGCCUGCAAACUGAUGGCCAAGCAGAAGGUGGCUUUGGAGUGUUUAUCCUAUCACGCUACGGCCUCCCAGGACCAGACGCUGAGACUAGUCAACGACACCAUCGCCACGGCGGAAGAGUACAAACUGUACAGUUUUAAAUUUAUCGAUUUCGACCUGGACGAUGACGAUACAUGCCGGGCAGCAGUACGGAUGUUCCUUCAGUGCAACCUGGUGCAACAGUUCCAUAUUCCCUACGAUGUUCUGUGCCGGUGGAUUCUGAGUGUGCGAAAAAAUUAUCGCCCGGUCAAGUAUCACAAUUGGCGCCAUGCCCUAAACGUGGCCCAGACGAUGUUUGCCAUGAUGAAGACCGGCAAAAUGGAGCGCUUUGUGACGGACCUGGAGAUCCUUGGGCUGCUGGUGGCUUGCUUUUGCCACGAUUUGGACCACCGGGGUACGAACAAUGCGUUCCAGUCGAAAACCGACAGCCCCUUGGCCAUCCUAUACACCACCAGCACGAUGGAGCAUCACCACUUCGAUCAGUGCGUGAUGAUACUCAAUUCGGAGGGAAAUAACAUCUUUCAGGCCCUUUCCCCGGACGACUUCCGGACGGUCAUGAGAACCGUCGAAUCAGCUAUUCUAUCCACGGAUUUGGCAAUGUACUUCAAGAAGCGCAAUCAAUUCCUGGAGCUCGUUGAGGGUGGCGAGUUCGACUGGCAAAGCGAGGAGAAGAAAGAAGUGCUCUGCGGCAUGAUGAUGACCGCGUGUGAUGUGAGUGCGAUUGCGAAGCCCUGGGAGGUCCAGCAUCGGGUGGCCAAACUGGUGGCGGACGAGUUCUUCGACCAGGGCGAUCUGGAAAAGCUGCAGCUCAAUCAACAGCCCGUGGCGAUGAUGGAUCGCGAACGCAAGGACGAACUCCCGAAGAUGCAGGUUGGCUUUAUUGACGUCAUCUGCCUACCGCUGUAUAAGGUGCUUUCCGAGGCGUUCCCUUGGAUUCGACCUCUGUACGAGGGCACGAUGGAUAACCGACAGCACUGGCAGGAUCUAGCGGAGAAGGUUGAAAUGGGCCUAACCUGGAUCGAUCACGACACUAUUGACAAACCGGUGGAGGAGUUUGCCUCUGGAAAGGAAGCUCUAGCCGACAUCGAGUUUACCGUGACAACGCUGAACUGUGCCCAUCCGGAAGAAAAGACUGACACUACGCCGGUUCAUGAGCGGAAGCCUCGCUUCAGCAGUCUUCGUAAGACCGGUGCCCUCGGGAAGGCCGUCCGAAACAAACUGUCCAAGUCUGUGUACAGCAGUCAAACCGCAAUCGGUGCGGGCGGGGUUGCAGGUUCAACUGAACGACCAUCUUCCGGGGCUACUAGUUCUUCGAUAAGCUCAAGGUCGCAUGACGACGAACGACAGACGAACGCCGAUGGACAUAUCGAUGGCGAAGCCAAUCACCACCAAAAAACUCCCUUCUCCGCUGGAAGCACUGCAUCGGCGGGUUCAGUUGUAACCAAUAACGCUCACGGAACGACACCUACCGACUUGGAUGGUGUCAAAUCGUCCUCUGCGAUUAAACCGGUGAAGAAACGCUCCAAGUUGUGUAUGCUUUUGUGACCGAAGCAUUUCGACGAGAACUCCGAACUCGAAGUGGCCCCCAGCACCGACAAGGAGAACUCAGUCUAGAUUGUUUCGACAGGACUCAUGCUGUCGGCUGUGUUUAGAUGUAGACUAUUUGCUGUGCUGUGUCAGACCAUGCGAAUUAGUAUUAACUGGAAAACCCCAAACAAGUAAAUGUGUGGUAUCGUGGAAUGAAAACACAAAUACCUAAAUGUCAAUCAAAAUGUCCCUUUUUUGGAGGAAUGUAUUUUAUAUACAUGUUUGAUCGGUAACUCAACUCCCGCUAUCAAGUUAUACUUCAAAAUGCAAUACCUAGAUUGUAACAAAAAUCAAACAAACAAAGCUCCAAGUGAUGUGCGAUAACCAAAACUCUAGCCCGAGUGAAACUGAACAAACACAUUCGCAAACCUUUGUAAGAUAGAAAAAAAAAUCUUUACGGUGCUUUCUUUACUUAGUGGUAGACUAGUACUUUUAACAUUCUUGCUAUGAUAAGCGCGAUAGACCCUGGAUAACUCGGAUCCAGAUGGAGGAUGCAUAUAUCUUUCUCUCUGUAGGCUAGUUUAACUCCAUCUAUACUCACCUGUUGUUUUUAAGCUAUCCUUAGGCACGUCAAUUGUUACUUACUUCUCUGAACUAGAGGAAGAAUUUGUGUUGAACACAAGUCAACGUGUAACUAGUCAUUAGAGAGCGCAUAGAUAUUUAGGAAAUAGGCUGCUAUCUGUAGGGACUGAGAGAAAUGACAUUCUCUAUGGAUGAUUCUAUCGAUAUUCGAGUGUUAAGUUGAGCAUUUACACACCCAUGAACCUCAAUCAUUGUUAUUUAUGGAACAUAGUUUAAUUAAUUAAUUCGCUCAAGUUUGGUUGGCAAUGGAACCGUUUGUAGGAUUAAAAGUUUUACGAUGAAGGCCUCCAGGAAACGACAAUUCAGUGGAAUGUAUGUUCGCUGAUUUCACAUGCUCAUUCAGAAGGAAAAAAAUAAACUACACUGUGGUGCUGAGUUAUCGUUUACUUUCGCAGAUGAGGAAGUCUUCAGAUCAGACGAGGCCCGAUUGUGCAUGAAAGUUAUAGUUUAUUCUUUAUUAUACCCCCAAACCGUAACUGAUGUAAACGACGACUACUCCUCAAAAUGAUGUGAACAUCUUUCGAAAAGUUAAUUCAAUGCGCUAUCAACACUUAACCGCAAAAAAAAAACACAACACGAGGCUGGAAAACAGGAUCAAACAUGUUCGUUGCUUGUUUGUCGCUUGGAGACUAACAAGACAACGGAGGAUGGAAAUUACGUUGGUCGCCCAGAUUGUAUUCCACUGUUGCUGCUUUACUGGGACACUUCUUAAAAAAACUUACAAUAUAACUCUUUUAAUUGUCACAAACAGAAUGAUUAAAAAACUUAAAACCACAGGUUUUGUAUUAUAGAGACUUUAAACUUUUCAGUUCAUUCGUCUCUAGCCUUGAGAAAGGCCCUUGGAAAACUUUACUCCAGCAUUACACGUCCGCCCUUACUGCCUUGAGAAAGACACUCGAUCCCUCGCCGUCCAGCUCGUCCAGCAAUGAUGUUGUCCAGCCGGUGUUCACGCAACGAAUGACUUCUCAUAUGUGCGUGUGUAUGCAAUUGUAUCGCCGAGCGCAUGCCUAUUGCACACCGAUUGCAUCAUCAUUUUCUCCACCCGAUGAUUCGUCUCUUAUUCGUUCGUUUUCUUCUCGGGAUGCAUUCGUCGCGAACAUGUUUAUUUAUUUAGGCUCAUUAGCAAUUUAGAUGAAACAGAGAAGGGCUUUAAUAGUGUACAUGUUAUAUGUUUUUAUGGAUUCUAUAAAUUGUACAUUGCACAGUAGCGUUAAAGUAUUUUUUCUGUUCGAUUACAUUAUGGUAAAUUACAGAGUAGUAGCUAUUUAGGCUUAAGAUUAUUCUUUCUAUUCUUCCGUUGUUCAGCAAACUGGACAGCUUAGACAGUUGAUAUUGAGCAUUGUUGGGUUAUUAAUAGCACAGCAGCCCGAUGUUUCUUGCAGAGCAGAUAUUUGUUCCACCCUAGGUAGUGCGGACUGAAUCAAAACGGCUGUCAAAAAAGAUCCAAUUGAAAUGUCAAAAAAGAUCCAAUGAUCAGGAGUGUUAUUUUUCUCAUGAAAAUCAACACUAUGAAAAAGGUAUUGUUAUCAGAGGCAAAAAUAGUUAAACUUAUAAAAUGAACGAACUACAUUUUUCCGUCAAUUUUUCAAUUGACCAUUGCAUCUCUGAAAGGACAUCUUAUAUUGCAAGGUAUCAGAACCUGACAGAAUAUAAACAACCUACGAAUAACGCUUAGUUCACUCCAAGAUUUUAAUGUGGGAGCAAAAUUCAACAUCGGCGAAUUUCGAUACAUACAUACAUAGCAAAAGUGAAAUGUUUAGAAGGCGUUAUUUUCUAACGUCGGUGAAAACAGCUUUGCUAAUGAAGUUAACCGAAUGAAAUCCACUUGAUUAUGAUCCGCUAGUCCUGGUGAUGAAUGUACCGCUAAAGCAUUCAGCGCUUUGUGUUGAUGAUGGACGUUAUCUUCUGAGUCAACUACCGGCUUAAUUAUGGAGAAGGCAUUACGGUUUCUCACGAGGUUUCUUUUCCGGUUGAAAUGUAAUGAUGUAUUUGUAACCUGUAAAUGUGUUUCAAAGGUUUGCUACACUUUUGGUUUUCAAUAAUUGAAACAUCGUACUUACUCCACAGAUACGGGAACCCUUAUUCGGAACUAGUUUGUCGUCUCCGCAAAAAUCAACCCAGCGCGACUGUAAAUACGUUUCCGAGGGUAUACGAUAAAAGCUAACGCGAACAUUUUCACUCAUAUUCGGGCAGCCUUUCACUGAGCAACACAUUUUUAAUGUCCACUUUUCCUGAUAUAACAUUUCUCCGAACGAAAUAAAAACAAACAAAGUCACAGUCACGUAAAUGUUUACUCCUGCGAUUUGAAAACAUUCGAUGAAAAGUGAAACGAAGAGUUGCCAGAUGAUUUUUAAAAAAAAGUCUGUAAAAAUAUGUGAAAGUCUGUUAAAAUGUGGAAAUGUCUGUAGAAGUGUGCGGAUCUGUAGAAAUGUCUUUUAACGUUAAUUUUCAUAGAUUCAAUCAUAUUUUGUACAUCGCGAUGCACUUAAGAUUGUAUUUUGUAUAUUAUUGUAUAUUUUGUAUAUGUAUAUUUUGUAUAUAUACAGCCAUACCAUGCCAAACCGAUAUAGUGGUUCUCAGAUUUCGAUGAAAAGUGGUAGUUUUGUUCUUUAUCGCAAAUGAUUAGACCCGUAUUUUUUUUUUUCGUUAGGGUGACCAUUUCCAUUUUAGGGUGGUCCGAAAAAUAUUUUUUUUCUCAAUUUUUCCCAAAGCUGACUUUCUUUUUAAAAUUCAUAAUUUCAGAGCCACUGAGCCGGUUUAGAUUAUCGGCAUAUCUAAAUAAAGACAAUGAGCUAGCUUUUUAUUCAAAAAUAUCGAAUUUGCAAAAAAAAUGGAUUUUGUUUUCGUAAUUAUCGAAUGCGUUUGUUUUUUAUUGUUUUUAUGGUUUUGGACUAAGGGGCGUUAUAUUUUUUAUAUUUUUCUUGAAAGAUGAGGCUGUUCUACAUAACAUAUCUCGAUUUAAGAGAUGCUUUUUUUUCGUUUUUGAGAUAUGAUUCUUCAAAGUUAGCAUGUGGUCCGAAAACUAAUUUUUCCCCUUGAGAACGCAUGGAAUGGCUGUAUGUAUAUAUAUACUACCUGACCCGGCGAACUUCGUCCAGCCCAAAAUUAUUGUUUUGAUAUGAUUUCUUUAGAACGAAUUUCUAAACUUUUCCUCAUCAUAACAUUGCUCUAUGGGUAGAAUACAACAAAUACAGCAAAAUGAAGAUGGCUCAAAAGAGACCUUUCCUUCAUCGGAUUUUGCGAUUAGCAUACAUUUGGUCUUCCAUUUUGACAAUGUUUAUUUAUAUAGAUAGAUGGAUAGAAGAUAUAGGAAUACGUUGUUUUGCAUGAAAAUCCAUUUCCACUUUCGAACAAAGAUCAUCUUCGCUAGUGCAAAUAUCGAAUGGCCUAACAACGCUCAUCAUGUUGUAAUUUUAGGUGAUAUGGGAAUUCAAUUUUCCAAAUUUUUCCGACAUUCUUUCAGAGUUUUCCGAUUUUUUCGGUUCACUAUAUUGAUCUACAGAAAAAGACAAAUACAACAAAAUAAAGAAUCCUAAAAUCAGGCCAUCCCUUCUUCGGGUUCUCCGUUUACGAACAGAUUUGGCUUUCCAUUUUUAGAUAGAUAUAGACUUACAAUGCGAGGUUGAAGGGAUGCUCAUGAACUGGGAUGAAACGAUCUCCGUUAUUGCUUGGAUGUAGUCAAUCUUAAUAUUACUCAAAGAUGUUCAGUCAGGGCUUUGAGAAUCCACUCAUUGUUGUUUGCUCAAAAGAGACUCCUCUAGGAGAGUCAUUUUUAAGGAAAUUAGCGACGCACAUGUUGCCGUCCACACGUUUGCUAAAAUAUGAUUCGCUUGGCGCCGGUAGCGCUUAUUCGGAUUAGUUUGUCGCCAGUCGUUUUUGACAUUAUCGGGCAAUUACAAUCUGUUAAGUUUUACCCAUCUCAUCGAUAGUUCUCAUAGGUUCUCGACUCUGUUCCCUCACAGUCAUGAAAUUUCGAAGUGUAGUAUAGUAAAUGUAUAGCAUGUAUAGUGAAUGAAUGCAAUUUUUCAUUCAACGUGAAGAAUCGUAUCGUCUCUUUCGCCUGCAAUGAUGUCAGGGCAGAAGUACUUAUGAAAUCAUAAAAAACGUAGAUGUGUACAAGUUAUUGUUACCAAACAAAACACCAACAGAAUGCAAAAGAUACUGAAGUACUGUCGUCGGCCACUGAGCGAUACUAUGCUCACGACAUCACUGCGGUGCGACCUAUUUUGCGAAUGUAACCAUUGUGGUUACGCCGGACAGCAAAGUGUUAAUGGAUGACUCAAAAAAUAGGUCUAACGUCAUGUGUUUUGAUAUAAACUAAAUAUGACAACUGUUCAUUUAUUAAAAAUAUAUCAUACGGUGAUUAAAAUAUAUUUGAUGUGAUGAAUAGAGCCUCUCAUUUUUCAUAAACCUGUGAAAUAUUGUUAUAUCCAAAAAGUCUGCAACAAAAAUUAAAAGUUUCCACUGAUCAUUCAACAAGAGCCAAAGGUUGUACCGCUCAUGACAACUCUACACGAACUGAUGAUUGCGCCGGCUAGUGACCAUUCUAUCCUGGAUUCCUCGAGUCGAGAAAGACGCACCACGCUAGAUAUGGGGUACAGACUAGGGGGGCGUUGCUGAUUAAUGGUCAGCUGCAUCCCAAUAGGAAGUAUCCCGGGCACACGUACAGAGCAUUGGAGACAGCAACAUCCCAAUUACGAAAACACUUGUAAUACUAACCUCGAGCCAACCGCGAGUAAUCGGUUACAUAUUACUAACAUAGAUAAUAAGAAAAAUUGUAUUUAACUCCCGGCCCCGUGAGGCUAACGCCAUAUGAGCCUUUAUAAAAAUAUAUAUUUUGGAAAAAAAAAAAUUAAAAGUAUUUUGCAGAUAUGUCUGUGAAUUUACAAAAAUAUCUGUAAAUCUGGCAUCUCUGGUGGUAUGAGAAUUUAUUGCAAGAAAUCACUUGAAAAAAUGCAUGGAUUUGCUUGAAAACGAAGCGAAUUGAGUCCGCACCACUUAGGUUCCACCGUGGACCGAUCUCCUCCAUCGUUGAUGAUUGUUGCGUGAACGUAAUUAUUCUAUAACAACACAAAGAUGGGCAAUUGAGGGCUUUCAGUUUUGAACUAACGAUCGAUCGCUUAGUAAGCGAACGCGCAACCAAUGUGGCAACGAAGUACGCCAUGGUAAUAGUCACAGACAAAGAUGCGAAAGCACGCUUCUCACAGCUACUCAAAGCGUGUCGUGACAUCAAUACUGUCAAGGUUUCAACAUGUUGCAGUUCCGUCGAGCGAUUUGGUAACAUGUUCUGGAACAGGUUCGAUUCUAAAACAUGGCGUCAUAUCAGGGAGCUGGAACGAAUAAAAUGAUGAUUACCAAGACGGCAAACGAAACAUGGAAGUCUACUCCCGUUAGUACACUCUUAGAAAAAAAAGUUAUAUAUAUCAAGAUUUUGUUUUGGUAAAUACACCGUGGAUUACCAAGAUGCUCAACACAGUAGUUGAUCGCAGAAGUGGGAGCAUGAUGAGUGAAGUGUGUAACUCUAAGCAUAGGAAUAGGGCUCUCAGGGUCGCUUAUUCCUAAGCCGGCUUUCUUCAAACUUGCUCUUCUAGCAAACAGGAGCACUUUCCACACGCUUACACAGCUCAAAGGUCGAUUGAGGACGAGGGCUGACGACUUCUUUCAAGUCCGGAGAACGAAUACAAACCAGGGACAGUGGUUGCAGAGGAAUACAAUUAUAUUUUAAUUAAUACAAUUUUCCUUCUCGCUUUAUUCUUUCUUCCUUCACUUUCCUUUUUCAUAUACCCCUAUUUCAACUAUUUCCUGUUCCCUAUCGUUUUCCUUACCGAGCUUUCUGUUUUUUGUAUGUGUGGGUGGGAACAAUGUUUUUUCUCUUCCUAAUUGGCAACCCCGUUCAUUGACGAUAGAUCAACUGGACAGUGGAUCGCGGUGGGCGUUGUUUACCCAGGACUCAAACCGUUUGUGAGAGGGACAAUAUCAUCCAGCAACCGGCGGCUAGGAAUGCAUUUAUUUUUAUACAUAUAUUUGGAAUUUGGGUGAAGCCCAAACUGCGCCUGGAACCAACAGUUACAAGUGAUUGACAUCCCCACAAGGCUCGAUGUUACAGUUUUUGGCUCAUUCGAUUCAUCACAAUUGAUACUCGUUAUUGCAGAUUGUAGAGAAUACCUCAAAGGUCGAAAGGCAACUGUGUAAAAUGUGCUAAUUAUAAUAGAUAUGAUGUGACAUGUACACGAUUAAAAUUCUACUCUGUUACAGCUAAAAUGCUAAUGAGCCUAAAAAAUAAACAAUAAAGGGAUAAAAAAAACCGAUCUCUCAAUCCACUAAAGUCGGGUGUUCGAAAGAUUGAUAAUGUUGAUGGUUUGCGUGGUUUUGUCGAAUGCGACAGACACAUCGACAGCCAAAUAUAUUCCAAGAUAAUUUAUUGUUUUUUUUCUAUCGUUUGAUUAAACGGUUCUAUCAAAUAAGCGUUCGAACUCUCUCAUUUUCCGCUACAUGUUCUAUAUAUAAAUUUUCACUCCAUGUCAUCCUAUUUUUACGCGGGGGAUACGUACCUCGUAAUAAAACCGCGUUGAUUCGAAAAUCCACGGAAAACAUUCUUGUAUGCAUUGAUUUUGAUGUGAAUAUGUUAUGUAUUUCAAAUGUUCAUAUCGGAGGUGCAUCGCUACAUUUCAAUUAUCUUAUGAUCAAUUGAAUUUAAAGUAUAUUCGUUUCUUGAAUAGACACGAUUAUUCUUACCCUCAAUGGCCGAUCAACAAUUCCAUCCCGCAGAUACCAAUAUUCAUGGAUUGGUACAAAAUAAUGUUCACUAACAAAUCAAUGUGAAUAAAAAAUAUAUACUGCUGUUGACUACUUUACGACAAUAACAACCGAUCUCUAGGGGGUCUCCGUAGCCACGUUCGCUUAGUAAGCGAUCGAUCGUGAGUUCAAAACUCAGGGCUCUCAUUGACCAUCUUUGUGUUGUUACAGAAUAAAUAGUCCACGCAACAAUCAACAGCGUUGAUUGUCGAUCCACGGUCGAAAUAAGAUCGAUUCAUCCAUACAACUGCUCUGCUCUGCAAGACACAUCGGGCUGCUGUUCUAUAAAUACCUCAACAAUGAUCAAUCAACCGUAUCCGCUGUCCGGUCUAACUGGAUAAUGAAAGAACAGAAGGAAAACUCUUACGCCUACAUGGCUACUGUGUAAAUGUUUACCAUAUGCGAUGGUAUAGAAGGGAAUACUCUAACGCCGAAAAAUGGCAACUGUGUAAAAUGUGCUAAUUAUAAUAGAUAUGAUGUGAUAUGUACACGAUUAAAAUUCGACUCUGUUACAGCUAAAAUGCUAAUGAGCCUAAAAAAUAAACAAUAAAGGGAUAAAAAAACCGAUCUCUCAAUCCACUAAAGUCGGGUGUUCGAAAGAUUGACCCUGAAUAAUGUUGAUGGUUUGCGUGGUUUUGUCGAGUGCGACACACCGACAGCCAAACCGCAAAUAUUCCAAGAUAAUUCAUUGUAUUUUUUUUCAAUCGUUUGAUCAAACGGUUCUAUCAAAUAAGCGUUCGAACUCUCUCAUUUUCCGCUACAUGUUCUAUAUAUUAGGCUGUCAAAAAAGUCUUGCGGUAUUUUUUUUUGAAUUUUCAUUUGUUCAUAAAAUUAGUUACAAUCAUCUAUUUUAAGUCAAAUAUGCGCCGUUUUGUUCGAUGACUUGUUCCCAAAGAGAUGCCAACUUCAUAAUACCCCUGUUAUAGAAGCUCGCUUCCUUAUUGGCAAAAAACUCGGAUAGCCAAUUUUCACAGGCCUCUUUUGUGGCUAACUUCUGACUACCUAGCUCGUUCGCCAUGGACAAAAACAGGUGGUAGUCACUUGGUGCAAGGUCCGGACUAUACGGCGGAUGCAAAAGAACCACCCAUCCGAGCUCCCGGAGCUUCUGGUGCGUCACCAAAGAAGUGUGGGCCUGGCGUUGUCCUGAUGGAAGACAAUGCGGCCUCGGUUUAUCAAAGAUGGCCUCUUCUUCAUGAGUGCUACCUUCAAGCGGUCCAGUUGUUGGCAGUACAGGUCCGAAUUGAGCGUUUGGCUAUAGGGAAGCAGCUCAUAAUAGAUUAUUCCUUGACAAUCCCACCAAACACACAGCAGAACCUUCCUGGCCGUUAAUGAGGGUUUGGGCACCGUCUGAGCCGCUUCAGCGGGCUUCGACCACGACCGUUUGCGCUUCACGUUGUCGUAAGUGACCCACUUUUCAUCGCCAGUCACCAUCCGCUUCAGAAGCGGGUCGAUUUUGUUGCGAUUCAGCAGCGAUUCACAUGCGUCGAUACGGUCAAAGAUGUUUUUUUGCGUCAACGUGUGUGGCACCCAUACAUCGAGCUUCUUUGUGAAUCCAAGCUUCUUCAAAUGGUUAAUAACGGUUUGAUUACUUAUCCCCAGCUCUUGGCCGAUGCUACGGCUGCUACUAUGCCGGUCUUUCUCGGCUAAUUCAGCGAUUUUGUCGCAAUUUUCGACAACAGGCCUUCCGGAGCGUGGCGCAUCUUCGACGACCUCUACACCAGAACGAAAACGUUGAAACCAUCGUUGUGCGGUGGAAAUGGAAACUGUAUCGGGUCCAUAAACUGCACAAAUUUUAUUGGCAGCUUGAGAUGCAUUUUUGCCUUUGUCAUAGUAGUACUGUAAAAUAUGUCGGAUUUUCUCUUUAUUUUGCUCCAUAUUUGCGACACUAUAACUCACGAACGACUUAACCAAACAAAACACUGUCAAGGACUAUAUUAUAGCGCGCAAAAAUACCAACAAGCUAUAGUAUGACUCGAUACAAUUAAUACACCUAGAACUACGCGCUUACAACGACACCUCGCGGAAAUACCGCAGGACUUUUUUGACAGCCUAAUAUAAACUUUCACUCCAUGUCAUCCUAUUUUUACGCGGGGGAUACGUACCUCGUAAUAAAACCGCGUUAAUUCGAAAAUCCACGAAAAACGAAACAACACUUAUUACCAGCGUUGCCAAUGUUCCAGUUUAAACUGGAUUCUUCCAGUUUUUUUUUCUUCGAUCCAGUCAAACAUCCAGUUUUUUCAAAUAUUGUCCAGUUUUAUCCAGUUUUUUUAUAUUGUGCUUCAGUUUUACCUAUUUUAUGUGAAAUCAAUUCACAAUGUAUAAAUAUUAUCCCUCCCUCACCCUUUCUAUUCCUUAACCAAUUUCGUUUUUUGACAUUAUUCGUUCGAUCGAUCAAAGGGGUAUUUGCCUUGGAUCGAUAUUUCUUUUCUUGCACACUCUCAGUGUUAUUUUCCUCCUGCUUACAUUUCCGAAUUCAAUACGAUUAGUGCGCAGAGCGUGUGGUGUCUAUCCAAGCAGCAACGUUCUAGGUUUAUAUACAUAAUAUAUGUUCUAGGUCCUCCAAAACAUGCUGAAGUUCAGACCAAAUAUUCAUAGCAAGAAAUCUAACCCUAAAUGGUUCAUAGAGCCCGCGUGCUAUGCUGACUUUGAGUUUAUAUAAGCAUUAUAUGUUAUAGGUCCUCCAAUUCAUUCUAAAGUUUAGAAGAUCAUAGGAUCAAUGUGCUCCAUUGACUUUAAUUGAUAUGAAUAUUAAACCCAAGUAAUCUUGCUUCCGUUUACAUCCGUUUACAUCAAUCGACCCUUCAACGAAAUGAAAAUCCGAAAAUCUCAUGUGUCACAACAUGCGGCAAAGAUUAUUUUUAGGUAACCUAAAAAGGAAAACCUGUAAAAUUAAUUAUACCGGCUGUAUCUUCCUCAAUCGAAAUCCAUUCCAUCCAAUCCAAAAGAGCUUCUCACAAUUAACACCUGAGAAGGUAUCCGAGAGAACUUCUCUAAAAUCAAUCGUCCCGGCAAUACGUUAUUCAUAGCUUUAUAGUACUCCAUUCGCGACGGCGUAGAGUUAUCUUUGGGAAACAUGAACAGAUAACCGGAAGAAUUCUAAAAUCAAUCGGACCGGCGUUAUAUUCCGUUAUUCAUCUAUAUUGAAUUUCCAUCUCGAAGGGACAUAGUUAUCUUUCUGAGAAGCCGAGAGAACUCCUCUAGAAACAAUCAUCCCAAUCAUCAUAAUGGUUCAUUUCGCUAUUCAUGAGCUACAUGUGAAUAUUAUACGAAGCUUCGAAGUAAGGUCUAUUUCUCAGGCACUGGAAUAGAUAAAAAAUAUGUUUUGAAUAACUCAAAGCAGAACUUCUUAAAAUAAAACGAUUUUUCAGGAUCCAGUUUUCUUCCAGUUUUUUGAAAAAUAUUAUUGGCAACUCUGGCAACAAAUGCUCCGAGGGAGCGUAGAGGAAAAAUGUGAACUGAGAGAGAGAGAGAGAUGUGAUAUUGCUCAGGGUUUCGAAAACAAGAGUGUUAUCCCUGGAGAACAAGGUUUUGAACGUUAAUACCUCUUUGCCGACUAAACGGAGUGGUAUGAUAAUCACUUCAAUCGAAGAAUAAAAUGUCCAACAGUUAUAUGCCUGUCAAUUAUUGACCCGAAAACUUGUUUGAAUAGUAUAACAAUUGCUUUGAAAACAGGCUAUUGAAAUCACACAGACUUGUAUAUAAGCUGGCACUCGUUCGAAAAUCCAUUUAGUUGGGAUUUCGAUACGACAUGAGGAUGGUCUCGCUCACACGCCUAUGCAUUAUGCUCUCCUCUUUCAAUCACAUUUCUUUUCUGCAGCCGGAUUGUCCGAAAAAUCCGAAAAAGUUUGAAUUGAUGUAAUGAGCGCACUCUGAUGGUGAAUAAAUAAAAAGUGUUCUAGUAAUGUAGUAACAAACGUCAGAUGCCAAAAACCCAAAAUAUCUAUGUUUAAAAAAAAAUUCAAGUUUUGUUGUUUUUGAAAACUCGAAAAUUUUUCUUGUGCGUCUUUUGAAAAAUCAUUAAAAAUCGAAUAGUGAGCUGAUUUUAAAUAUUAAAGCUGAUUUGGAUCAAGAAAUUGAUGUUCUUCAACGAAUUCGAGUAAGUGUAUCGAGAUUUUAAUCACAAAUUUCAUAGAUUUCAUUCCAAAGUGAAAAUUCGGUAUGCGGGUAAUUUGGCACCCCAAUGUAAACAUAGUGUUGAUGAUACAUCAUGCUAAGUAUUGCAUGCCCAUGCAGCAAAAUUUUACUUUACUUUACUUUUUUGAUUAGAACUGAAUCGAGAUGAAAUUUGUUGACUUUAUCCUGAAAAAAUCGUUUUUUGUUCCUCUUUCUCUUUGUUUUGUAAAAUUGCAUGCUUUUUCGUCAAAGUUCAGUUAAUUUACGUAAGAUAGUGUAUCCACUUCUAUUUUGUAUGAAAAUGUCAAAAAAUACAUUUUUCAGUGAUUUCAGGACGAUUCUUUUAAUUUGAAAAAAUAAAAAAAAUGGGGUGCCAAAUUUAUACCCAGGCAUCUCGGGUACUCGAAUUUGAGUUGUUUCACUUCUAUGCUCAAAGUUCCGAGCCAAAUCAAGAUUUUUGAAACAGGUUUGCGGGGAAAUGUCCGCAAUAGAUCCCUUCAUAAGAUGACGUAAUAUGAAGAAAUUCCGAGCAUUGGCCAAAAGCUAAGUCCAAAAAAAAACAAAAUGGGGUAACGAAUUUGUACCAGGUCCUCUAUAAGAUUAAUAUACUUACUUGCUGUGGUGUAUGAGAGCAGACAAAUGACCGCAAAGGGUUAAUGGUAAUCAUUUCAUUGUACAUUUGCCACGCAAAAAUACACAAGUGCUACAUUCCAUUCACAACAUAACAAACUUUGGACAGUCCGAAGUGAUGUUGAUCGCUUGCUGGCAAGAGCAAGACUGUGUAAGAGAAAUCUUCUUCUUCUUCUUCUUUGUUUUUAAGAGGCUUUAAACUUUGCAGUUCAUUCGCCUCUAUGUAGGAGAAAUUGCAAACGCUCUGCUUUUAUGUACUGGCCCGUACCACGUUGUACCUACGUUUCUAACGGGCAGAGCUUAAAUCGCAAUACUUCUCCUCUUCACAGUGUCCGUUCACAUGGUGCAGUGUUUGUUCUCUACAUUUACGUUUCGAGAGGCCGAUUUACGUGCGACUGUUUGCAGUGGUGUAUAAAAAUUAGUUACUCGUUAUUGACGGUACGGGAAUUCAAUAAAAAUGGACAGAACAAAUGGAUGGGGAUGUGGGGAUGCUUCAUCAAUUGAUACUGUUUACAGACCAGAGGAUGUAGAGCAUAUCAAACAAAUAUUAAAUUUGUGAUUCGUAUUCUUCAAAAUCCGUUCGCAGCAAAAAUAGUGAUUAACGUUAACGUUGUAUCAUGGAAACGUGACCUGUUUUAUGUAUGGCACUCUUACUGAAAGACGCAGUCCUAAGUCAGAAGGUAAGAUAGCAAGAUUUUUUGGGCCAAAAACUCAGAAUUCAACGUAACAACUCUGCUGAUAUCAGAUGGCGUUUUGAUUGUUUCGCCACACUUCUUCAAAUUUGUGCUUAAACAUUGUCCAAUGUUUUUCGAUGGGACGAAGAUCUUCACAAUUUGGUGGUUUCAUACUUUUUCAAUAAUGUAUUAUUUCAAUAUUGUUCUGCUUAUACCAUUCUACGACAUCCUGGCUGUAAUGACAGCUGGCUAGGUCGAGCCAGAACUUCACAGGACCUUCGUGUGAUCGAAUGAACGGUAAAAUUAUCUUCUGAAGACCGUUCUUGUAAAGUUGUCUAUCACGUUUAGCAAAGCAAUAUUUUUUUUUGAACCGGCAUUAGUCCGAAGUCUAUUUUCACAUAUGUGUAAAGAAGUUGCUCAUAUGAAUCCACUGGACUGGAGACACCUCUAGGGAAAAGACGAUUCGGAUAACGAUAUGAUAAAUUCGGUGGUUUACAAUAGACUGACUGUUUAUAUUUCGGUUAAAGUGUUUGAACCUAAUAAGUUCAUUUUGUGUAGUAUAAGUGUUAUACGGUUCACUGGGUUCAACUCGUUUUAUAGAAAGUUCAUUACAAUCGGACACCCAGACAUUUACGAUGUCCUCAUCGAAGUUCAAUAUAUAUUUCAUAAUUCACACUUAAACAAAUUCAAUUGUUUUCUUCGUCGCUCAUGUGAUCUUCGCCGACUAGUUUUAUCUCAUCUAUCUCAGCAGUUUCACACCAUCUCUUCAUGUGAUCCACAGAGUAUACGGUCGAAAAAGGACGAACGUCAAUUCCCGGAACUGUAGCUACUCUGUAACGAUCAUUCGGCAGCACUUCUGUGACAAUAAAUGGCCCUUUGUACCGCGGUUCCAACUUAUGACUGCCUCCUGGAAUGUAUUGGUCCUUCACUAUCAGCACUAAGUCGUCCACUUCGUAACGGGUCGCUGUUCGACGUCGCCUAUCGUAGUAUUGCUUCUGCUUUUCUUGGUUUUCUCGCGUGACUCUUUCCACCCGAUUACGAAUUUCUUCGAUUGGCUCUGCUAACCGACUGUUCUCGGUGGAAAUGACACAGAUUAUUUCGUUCUGAACUAUAUCUUUCGGUUUAUACGACAGCACGAGUGAGGCUGGUGAUACUUUGGUGGUAGAGUUCGGAGCUGUAUUAAUCGCACUUUGCACGAAUUUUGCUUUCUCAUCCCACCUUUUAUCUGCCUCGUCCACCAUUGUACGGAGAGUUGUGAGAAUGGUACGAUUACUCCUCUCCACCUGUCCAUUUCCCCGAGGGGUUCCCACAGCUACCAGAACGUGAUCAAUUCCAUAGGCUUCACAAUACUGCUUCAACAUUUUUGCGGUAAACGCAGUUCCUCGAUCAGUAAUAAUACGAGAUGGCAAACCGAAAACACUGGACAUCUCUUCCAACGUCGUUAUCACUGAAGACGCAUUGGUGGACCUCACUGGCUUUACCAACAGGAAUUUUGAGAACCCACAAACAACGGCCAAGAUAUGCUCGUUUCCCUUGGCAGACCUAGGAAAUGGUCCUAGAUGAUCCAUGUGUAUCGUAUGAAAUGGUAUCGGUGUCUUCGGUAUCGGAUUCAGGAAACCUUCGGGUCUCCCUUGCUUUGAUUUGAAAUAAGCACAUUUCGGACACGCAGCAAUGUAUGUUCGCACAUACUUUCGCAUUUUAGGGAACCAAAAAAAAUCACCCAUCAUCUCCAAUACUUUCUCUUCUCCAAAAUGACCCUUUUCAUCAUGAUAAUUUCUCAGCAUCCUCCAACGAACAGCAUUCGGCACUACCCAACACAUUCGACCUUCUACCUUACGGUACAACCGAUGGUUUUCGCAUAUGUAGUUAUCGUGAAUCUGCUUAUCUUCAUCACACAACGGAUCUCGUGAGAGUUUGUUAAUUAUCUCGACCAACCGCUCAUCUUUUCUCUGCAUGCUCACCAAGAAAUCAGUAUUAGAGAUCUCCAACACCAUGAUGUUUUCUGCUACUGAUUCUAUUUCGGUCGGCUCUUCGAUCGGCGAUCGACUGAGAGCGUCAACGUGCCGCAUCCUCGUCCCUCCUCGAUGUUCAAUUCGGAAGUCGUAUUCUAACAAUUUCAAAAAAUAUCUAGCAAUUCUAGAGUUUAUAUCUCAUUUCGCAUAUGUAUAAUCUUGCACAAACCGCCGGAAAAAUCCGGACAACCCCGAAAACUGCUGCACUGAAUGAAUGGAAGUUGGAGUUGGAAACUCUGCCACAGCCUUCGUUUUCAGCUCACCAGGCCGCACACCAUCGGCACUCACUUCAAACCCCAAAAAACAAAUGGAUUUUUUGAAAAAGUGGCUUUUUCGCAAAUUUAUUGUGAAUCCUUCGUCUCCCAGAACCUUUAAAAGUUCUUCAAAACCUUCUAGCAAUUCUUUUUCGUUUUGACCCGGUAAGACCAGAUCAUCGAUGUAGGCGAUCGCCACAAUUUUUUUCUUCUUCAGAACUUCAACUAUUUUAUUCAUUCAUGAAAGACAGCAUAACCAUUAGCCAAACCAAAGGGCAUCCUCAGGAAACGGUAAUGGCCAUUCGUGGUCGAGAAAGCUGUAUAAAUCUGGCUCUCCGUAUCCAACGGAAUCUGAUAAUAGCCACUAUAUAAAUCGACUGUGAUGAAUAACCGUGCACCAGCCAGCUUCUGCAAAGACACCUCGAUGUCGGGCAUAGGAUAUUUGUCCUUGAUUGUCUUCGCAUUUAAUAGCCGAUAAUCAACGGCCAUCCUAAACUGAUUAUUUUUCUUCGGAACCAACACUACUUGGCUGUUGUAUGAAGAUUCCGUUUCAGCAAUAAUACCUACAUCCAGCAAUUCACUCACGAUUUCACGAAGAACAUUUUCCCGAGCGUACUCCAACUUUCGCGGUUUCAUGUACACUGGAACUUCGUCAGUGAGAUUUAUUCUCAUCAUCGUCGAUUUCGCACAUCCCAUCUCCUUCAUAUUGAGAGCAAAACAGUCUCGAUACUGCUGUAUCAUCUGAAUUAACCGUUGAUUCAAUUCAUCUUCUCCAUCACUAUUAAGCGAUUUUUGGUCGAUCUCUCUCCCAGAUUUUACUUCAAACGUGUACUUUGGGGCCACUGCUAUUUCUGCUUCUCGCGCCUCCGAUAUAGGAUCAGAAUACUUCGACUCCGCUUCAUCAUCACCAGUCCAUCCUGGUCAAUUACAUCCUCUCCCAAGAUGAUCGCCGUAUCCUGAACCCAUGUAGGUACUACUUGAAGUUCCACUGGCAGAAUAAUCCCAUCGACCUGCAGCUGAGCACAUACUUUCGAGGACACCGUAACUUCCUUUUUCCCAAAACCACGUAACACCUUGUGACUGGGUUUUAAUUCUCCGACCUUCUUGGCGAAUCUCUCCUGGAUAGUUGACACUCGACCGCCAGUAUCUACAAGGGCCUUCAACGUGAGACCAGCCACCUCUACAUUUUUGACAAAAGCGCUUUUUUGGUCCACCACUCGCAUCACUUUCGGACUUUGCUCUCGAACUUCCUUUCCUACUCCGGAACUCCUACACUCUCUCUUCAUGUGUCCCUCUUUUUUACAGCGAUGACAUCUCACUUUGGGGCAAUUUCUGGCAAUGUGUCCCAUUUCCCGACACUGAAAGCAGGAUUCGCCGAUAUGCUGCGUUUUUUUGCGGCCCUCGUCACAAUUCGCCGCUAGACCGGUAGAUACUUUCCCAAUAGUCAUGCCUGAUCGCUUGGCAUACGAUCGCAAGCCACUGGUAACGUACGUGACAAUAGUCUCUUCAGUAAAAUUACCCUUCCGUCCCACUGCCAGCAUUUCGUAGACGUACUCCUCUAUCGUUUCACCGAUCUUCCAUUUUCGGGACGACAGCAAAUUAUGGUAAUAAAUUGGAUGUUUAGCCGACGGGAAUCCUUUGAUUAUUUCAGUUUUAAAAUCUGCCCAGCUUUUAAUCGAGGUCUGACAACCCUCGAACCAUAAUUUGGCACAACCACCCAGACUCAAACGGGCACAGUGUAAACGUAAUGCUCUAGACCAACCAUACAUAUCUCCAAUUUCGUCAAUGGUCUUCACCCAAGCAUCCGCCGUGGGACACGACGGCACUUGUGGAUUAAAUGGGUUAACGUACUCCCUAAUUUCCCUGAAAUCGGGUACUCUGUCCAUUGUUCCCUCAUUACGAUUGUUGUUCGCGCCAGCAUUUGACGCCGACUGCCGACGUAGUUCGUCUAACUCCAACUUUAACGCAGCUAUUUGUGCUGUCAGAUCUUCCGCCAUUGCAAUUUUAUAUCGUUUAUCCCUUCGGUCAGUAACAAACGGUGGAAGGUCAGUGCCGUGUAAGCUUUGACGAAUAACCGAAUCUUCGAAUGUAUCACCUUCCGAUUCAAUGUCACUCAUAACACUAUAUCCCCGUAAAGGUCUCUGUCUAUACGUGGUUUUUACGACUGGCUAGGUUUCCCGACGAUGAAACGAGCUACGACGCGACGUUAUCCAAUACGAUUCCCGACGGUGGACUUCAGCACGACCACUCCCUGGUCUUCGCUCACUGAAUUGUUCCAACUUCGAUGCGAGCUAACCGAUACGUUCUCCGAUGACAGAACGAUCUACGUACUCACGAAACAUAAUCUUCCAACGUAUUUCUUGUAGAACAAUGCGUCCCUUUUUAUGUUCUAUUGUUCAUACACUGUCUGUCUAUUGCUCCGAAUAAUAACUGCCAUGUGCUCACCACAUGAUCACUGUCGUAUACUCAAUAGAUUGACUCCGUAGUGCUUCCAAAAGCUCCUCGUUUCCAGGGUAAUCUUUCCCUAAAGCAUCCUCACAAUGCGUUUUUACACGACUCGUGUGGUGCCUUUCUUCAGCCACUGUACAUCUCCGUACCACCUUCACUUUGGGUUGCUACCGUUGAAGAUUAGCAUAUUACACCGCGACUUCCAAUCGGUAUAUCCUUACGCCCCAAUCCUGUCUACAGGAUGUAAAGAAGUUGCUCAUAUGAAUCCACUGGACUGGAGACACCUCUAGGGAAAAGACGAUUCAGAUAACGAUAUGAUAAAUUCGGUGGUUUACAAUAGACUGACUGUUUUAUAUUUCGGUUAAAGUGUUUGAACCUAAUAAGUUCAUUUUGUGUAGUAUAAGUGUUAUACGGUUCACUGGGUUCAAUUCGUUUUAUAGAAAGUUCAUUACAUAUGCUCCGUCGCCCAUCAAAAUACAUCCGUUGUACUUGGCUAGAACUUGAUCGUACAGUUUCCUCGCAAGGUGUUCGAUUGAUAUCCUUCUCACAUACAGAUUCGCCAAACUGAGCUUUGUGCCGCACUGAAUCUUUUCGCCAAAUCACGUCCGAAGAUCCUAGGAUUAUUUCGAACUACCUUUACGAUCAUCGCUCGCAGUUUUCGGUCAUAUGUUCCACUUCUACGUUUCGUUUGAUUUGUGCGAUCCAACGUCAAUGCUAACCGGUAACGUUUGAGCACUGUAUUUACAAUAGAUUUAGGAAAUUUGAGAGCCUUGGUGAUCAUACCUCGUUGGGGUUUCAACUUUAGUGUGAAGAAUUUUCUCGUCUCCCGUGUUCCACGAAUGAUAACUUUUCAACGCGUGUGUCAAUCUUAUGUCAAAAUGUAUACCACAAACUAAACAACCUUUCCAGCGCUGUCAAUGGUUUCUUGUCGAUAUAACUAGAGACGCGGCAGUAUCUAAAUAGAAGUGACCAAAUACUAACUGGAACAUACUUUUAAUGUUCGCGUUUCUAAAAUAUCUCAAACAGAAUAAUGCCUUCCUUGGCUGAAAAUUGGCUGCAGAUUUGUCGAUUUGUUCGAUUUUCGCGUUUUCAAAAUAUUAUUAUAUUAGACUGCAUUCGGAAGAAACCCAGCGAUAUUUUACGUCGCCGCGAAAUUAAAUACACGAUUGAGUAAAGAAAUUCCGUGCACAACGUUUAUUAUACCAGACAUUCCAUGCCAAACCGAUAUAGUGGUUCUCGGAUUUCCAUGAAAAGUGGUAGUUUUGUUCUUUAUUUCAGACUGUUAGACUCAUAUUUUUUUCUUUUUUCGUUAGGGCGACCAUUUCCAUUUUAGGGAGGUCCUUUUUCCCAAAAAUGCCUUUUUUUAAUUAUUUUAAAACUUUUUAAAAUUUUUAAAAUUAUAACUUUCGAAUCACUGAACCGAUUUAGAUGAUCGACAUAUCAAAUUGAAGUCAAUAAGCCUUUUGUUAAAAAAUAUUGAACUCUUAAGAACAAUGGAUUUUGUUUUCGUAAUUAUUGAUUGUAGUUGUUUUGACAUGGGACUAUGUCUUUGAUUUCUAUAUAGGGGAGUCACUCUACGAAAAAUGUAACGAUGUAUUAAGAGUUUUCAAACGCAUAUUACUCAAAAUGGUUGUUGCGACAUAUGUUGUGUUAUAUCUCAUUAGACAGGAAAUUUAUCCAGGUUUUUUUUGCUUGAAACAUGAACAGUGAAUAUAGUAAAAAAAGUUAACAAUUUGACGAUUCAAUUGGGUAUGUUUUCUUUCGUUUGCACUAUCCACUUGCUUCCUCCCCGACGGAACGAGCAAUCUUUUUGCCUAAAUUCGGGCGUUAGCUCAUAAUGUGAGUUGAUGCGUAAAAUGAAUUGAGGGGCUCAGAAUGCAAGGGGUGUAAGUGAUUUCGAUUUCUCUUCAUAAACUUUUUAUUUAGUUAAUAACUCAACUGCAAAAACUUUCCAAUUUAAGUUUGCUAUAGAAUCCGAUAGAUGAGGUUCUGACCUAUUUUCCACGUUGGUAAAUACAGCUGGGAAUGUAUUUGCAGCUAAGUUAUGACCCAAAGAGAGAGUCGAUGUAGAGAAAUCGGUCAAAUCACUUACACCCCUUUCAUUCUAAGCCCCUCAAUUAUUCUCCAUUUACCGAUAAUAGGCAUUAAUUUUAUAUUAUAUUGUAUGUUGUCCAAUCAAUUUAUACUCAAUUCAUGUUUUUAACGUGUAGGUCUCACUACUAACAAUUUGUGUAAUUGUGGUCCAGGAUGUCAUAAUAUCGAGUAUGCUGUUUGGUUAUGUGAAAAUGCAAUAAAUGAAUUUAAAUGGCUGCUGAUUUAGAAGAUCGAAAGGGUAUACCCACGUAAAUAAGAUUAUGAUAGCUUGAGUAGUCGCGAUCUUACAUGGCUAUGAAGUUAUUACAAACAAUGUUCCGGACAACGUGGUAACGAAGGAGAUAAUGCUAUUUUUACCUAUAAUAUAUUCUGUAGUCAUAGAUUGAUUUGACUCAGGCUCAUAUUUAUGUAGGUCUUAACUAUUUAGACUUGUGUUUAAAAAUGAUACAUGAUGACUCUUUGUCUUCUUCUGCAUGAUUGAAUAAACAGAAGAAAAGGGUAGUAAUGGCUUUAAUGGUAUUUUUAUGUACAUUUUUGAACAGAAUGCGGUACCGAAUUCUACCACGUUAUGUCAUCUAACCCGUUUAGAGGAUACAAGUACAUACAGGAAACGGUUUUUCCUGGCCAUCCAUUUGAUGUAUCAAAAGAGAAAAAAAUACAGAUUUUGAACAAUGAAAAACUCAAUUUAAAUGCAAUUACUACACACAAUCACAGUCCUAUGUCAAGAUCCCGUCCGUGCCCCUAGGCUCAAACCCAUCAUCUUUUUUUUUUGUUGUUUUCAUGGCUUUGGGCUAGAGGGCGCUAUUUCUUUUUCUCUUGAAAGCUGAGGAUUUUUAACAUAUCUCGAUAUCAGAGAUGCUAUUUUUUUCCUUUUCGAGAUAUGAUUUUUCAAUGUUAAACGGUGGUCCAAAAAAUCAUUUUUUCCCUUUUAUCCAAAAAUGAUUUUUUGCAAAAAUUCAUAACAUUCAUAACUUUUAAACCGGUUCAGUGGCUUAAAAGUUAUAAAUUUGUAAAAAUGUCAUUUUUGGGAAAAAGCGGAAAUAAUUGAUUUUUCGAACCACCCUAAAAUGGAAAUGGUCACCCUAACGAAAAAAUAAAAAAAUGCGGGUCUAAUGUUUUGUGAUAAUUAACGAAAUUACCACUUUUCACGAAAAUCUGAGAACCACCAUAUCGGUUUGGCAUGGAAUGGCUGAUAUGUUACAUUAUUGUUAUAUACUGAACUAUUAAAAAUUUACCAAGUGCGAUUAGUCACUAAGAUGGUGUUUAAUCUUCAUAUUCAGAUCCACAAUACAGCUUCAAUCAGUAUUCCAAAAAGUACAAAAAAACCAUAAAUUAUUUGGCUACUAUUCAAGAGUCAUUAGCAAUCAUUAGCAAAGGAUUGAAUCCCCAAAACAAAAAGGGGCAAUAAAUCAAACGGACAAACGUCCGAAUAGUCAAAUGGCAAAUUUCAAAUAGCCGCGCGUAGAAUUUCUAAGUCUCCUUUAUCUCCAAUAGUGCAUAGAAAUUCAAUAUCCAGUUCGAUUGUCCAGUCAAAGGGAACCUUUAUUAUAUCCUAAUUCAGUUGAGUCGAUAGCCACCGGUCAGCCUAUAUAGCGCUGUAACAUGAAGGAAAAGAACACUUGAAAUAAAUCUGUCGAACCAAACGCAUCUCUCGUAUUUUAUCUCACAAAGAUCUAAUCCUUUUGUCGCGCAUUUGAACCGCUUCUUGCCGAACAGUGUCGCAAAUAAAUUUACAUUUGUCGUGUCGAAACAGAUGACUUCGGUCCAUAUACCGUAAUCCAGCUCAUGGUGUAGCAGAUUCAAAAUCUGUGGAAAUCCGACGGAAAUGUUGUUUCCUGGAAGCUCUCAUAAUUAAUCGAUACUUUCCGUGAUAAUAGUACAUAUUGUUUUACCUCAUCUUUUUAUUUGGUUUUAUUUAAUCUCUCAGAAAAAAAACGUGAAACACGUUGAAAAAAAAAAUUUACAAACCCAGUGAUAUAAGCAAAUGCAUGCUGAAUGUUUCACGCAAACACAGAGCAAGAAAUAAACCAAAUCAAACACAAAAUCAACCUAGAAAAUGAAUGAAUGUGAAAAUGUUUUACUCAAUAGCAAACUACGAAUCAAACCGUCAACUGCAUUAAUAUUUAAGGAAAAAAGGAAAGGGGUGAGCAGCCGCACCAGAACCAGGGAGCAUACGAUGUGCAAAUGCUGCAUUUUAGUAGACAACCGUGGUCAAUCUCGAGUGAAAUAGAACCGUUACCGUCCUUUAAGUUCACUGCAAGCUGCGUGUCACACAGUUACAGACAGAUAAAACAAACUCAUCGCAAGAAAUAGUCAGAUAAAUGCAACAAAUUUUAACCCAUCGGGAGUGAGCAGCAUUUGCGAGGGAAAGUUUAUAAUUAAAAAGUUCGACGAUGAAAUGCGCGAUAGGAACUAAGUGGUGUCAGUGAAUUCUCAGCAUGGCUGUUUGAAAGAAGUUUGUAUACAAAGUUUCUUGUCUUGCGGCGCUUCUGGUUGUCUGGUAAAUGAGAUGAAGGAAUCGAAAGCACGUUCGCCCAAGGGAUGAAUGAAAAACAAUUAGACAACAGUGUCUUUAAUGGUAGAUUACUUUUUGUAAUUGAUUGUUGAAAUGAUAAACAGGUAAAAGAUGUGUCAUGUGAAUAAACACUAAGCUGUGGUUCAAUUGA